UAUGCGUUUCUUUUUUGGGAGAGUAUAUGUUACCACUAUAUAAAUGGCAUUGUGUUAUGAUAUAUAAUUCAUAUCUCAAACAGCCGCUCCUUAAAGAUAGUCACAGGAUCACUUUGUCAGUGAUUGGUUGGUGCACUCAGCCAAUUAAUAUGUUUACAACGCAACCGAGCGUGUAGGCAAUACUGGUGUCAUACCACCAAUUAACACAUUGAGCUGUUAAUAUUCUCCCGUUCACUAACUACAGAGAACUAUUCUAGAAACUUGCAACAUGAGGAUGGUUGUGUGGGAAUUUGUUCAGGUAGCUCUUGCCAUCACCAUGACUUACAGCUCAGGUUUACAGUCAUGUCACAUUUUGACAUUUAACCAUCAUAGAAGUUUGGACGGACAAAUGUUCAAUGACACCUUCAUCACUGAACGCAGUGUUUCUGACAAACCUGCAUGCUUGUGGUGGUGUUUCCAUGAUCUGCAGUGCAACAUGGUACUGCACAAUCCAGCGUCUCAACGUUGCCGGUUGUACUAUUCAUCCGUCAUCACUGGGGGUGAACAAGAGGCAGGCUGGCAGUAUUAUACAGUUGCCUGCAGCGACUUCCGGAUCCUGAAUGCCCUCUCGGUGAUGAGGAACCAGACCCACGAGGAUGUCAGCUGCUCCAACGGAUUCACCUAUCUACCGACCACAUCAGGCAAAUGUUUCCAUGACAACGUACCAUUUGACAUAGGACGGUGCAUGCAGACCCUCUGGAUUGACCCGGUGCCAGCAUUCAGGACGUCUCUUCCUGCUCCCCUGUCUAGUGGUGCGGAGAUUGUCGUGGAGGCAGCCGCAGAUGGAGUCAACAGCCCUGUAAUGUUUCUGUUGGCCAAGGAUGACGAUAAGGCUGUGUUUUAUCUGACUGUUCGGUGGUCGCCCUAUACCAUCAUCUACAAUACUGCAGGGGCGUCCUUCACAUGGGGAGCUGAAGUGAGGUUUUUCAACCCCGUGCUCACACCAAAAGUGACGUCAGUCCUCUCAAUCAAGAUGACUGAGACUCAGUUUCUGAUAUCCGACGAUGACGACAGUCUGUUCGAUGUUCCCAGAAGGUUACCUCUGCAAGAGGCCGUCUCCCUUUACAUUGACUUCACAGUCAUCAAACGAGUGCAGAUAAACUAUAAAUAAG
Haliotis rubra (blacklip abalone) is the source of this 1151-nucleotide messenger RNA. RefSeq lists its product as uncharacterized. Gene Ontology annotation, molecular function: carbohydrate binding. The transcript has 5 exons. The record is from RefSeq and is a predicted model, not a curated record. Bases 269 to 1150 code for a protein of 293 amino acids. NCBI's taxonomy places the organism in Eukaryota, Metazoa, Mollusca, Gastropoda, Lepetellida, Haliotidae.